AUGGACGACCUCAUGACGGCCUUUGCAGGCAAUGAUCUAGGGCCUCCAGCAAAGGAGAGAUCUCCCUCUCGCACCACUACUAGACUUGCUGCUGAAACUACAGUAUCCCGUCCAUCCACGAUGUCCCUGGAAGAGAGAGUAUUUGGUCAUCCUCUUGUGAUUGAGGCGAAGCUCAAGGCCGAAUCAACGUCAAUUACCUCGCCUGUGACUCAAAUACGCAUCCGUCCGGCUCAAGACGAACACCAAGUUCCCAAGGGCUCCAAUUGUGACGUCCUCCCUAAUCUUAUGAGUAUUGACUCAAUUCAAAAUCUAAAUGACAAUCUUCCUGAGUUCAGUACCAAUACGGGGCUUUCUUCCUCUGACGCCUUGACACCAACAACCAGUGCCUCUGAGCCGACGUACAUUGCUCGAUUUGGAGACCGAAAUAAGCCAAAAGUGUUUGCCUCAACCAUUGAUGCCACGCAAAUGGCCCCCAAGUCCGCAGCGGCUUCCAACAUUUCAACAGUCGCUUUGACCAACGGCGGUUCCGAAAGAAAUGCUGGGCUUGCAUCAGAACUUGAAGUGACCACAAAGAACACACAGAGAGCCUCCACUCAGCCACCCAAAUCUCAGCCUGAGAUGAAGCCUACGAUCGAGGGUACAAGUGAACACCCCAAGGCUUCUGCUCUAAAUUCAGCUCUGACACAAACGCUCGAGCGUUUCCAUCAGUAUGACACUGACAGAGACAACGAGUUCUUUAGCAUACUGGAUGGGAUGGAGCGAUUAGAGCUACAGAACAGCAAGCUCCAAAAAAAUAAUCGUGAGCUACGCCUGGAGAACACCCGUCUCAACACAGACAAUGCAAGAGCAGAUGGAAAGCUUUCGGCUACAGAUAAUAUAAGCCCAACUCCCACACAAGGCAGUUAUCAAGAGCGAGCUCAAGUAGCGGAGCGACGCUUGUGGGAAGUCCAGCAACAGAUAUCCCGAAAUCCGUUUGCCUUCGUCUUAAUUGACGGAUCCGGAUACAAUUUCCUACCAAGAAUACUUGUUGGGAGACGAGGAGGCUUACACACUGCUGAAAAACUUAAAGGCGAGCUCAUGGAAUACCUCUGCCAAUCAUCAAAUGAAGGAAAGGACUGGACUUUGAUAGUUCGCAUUUACGUCAACCUCCAACAGGUGUGCAGGAGUACAAAAACAGCAAUAGAGACAGUGCGCGACUUCGUCUACGGUUUCAAUGAGCCCUACCCAGGCUUUGAUAUCAUAGAUACUGGUGGACAAGUCCCAAGGAAGAAGAUUAUUGAUAUCUUCACGCUACACGCACGUAAUCGCCACUGUAAAUCAGCUCUUCUAGGAUGUGUACAUGACCAAAGCUUUGCCGGCCUAAUAGCUUCUUGUGCGAGGGACCCAAUAAUGCCUUCGAUUACCCUAAUAAGCGCGGGAUCUUCAACAGUCCUUUCGCCACAUCAAACGAGGCCUUUUCAGGUGAUCGAAUUACGCUCGCUCUUCAUAUAUGAGGAUAGUAGCGAUAAUGAGAGGGCUUCCGACGCAGAUCUCGAACAAAUUGAACCACACCACCGGCUUGGUCAAUCCACUUCCCCAUCCUUCUCGUCUGGUAGAUACGAUCAGAAUGCUCCCAGCAGUAGUGAAGCUUCAGUUGAUGGUUGGAGGGAGUAUGUAAGAGCUUCAUCGUCGGUUGAGAACGAACCGGACGCCGUAGCCGGGGAAUGGAAGGAUGAUCGAGCCUUGUCAAUACUCCUCAAUGUCGACGGCAAGCGUGUUGAUGAAACCCUACCUUAUUGUUCACCACGAGCCUACGAAAAUAUCAAGAAAUCGCCAGAGUCACGGCGCUUUUGCGCAAGGUUCCAUAUUCUUGCUGCUGGUUGGGUCAUCAUUGUCGAAAAGGGCAACAAUGUACUUAUGGAACCAAAUGCCAAUGGUACAGUACACAUCGCAUAG
This is a messenger RNA of Bacidia gigantensis, 1935 nucleotides long. RefSeq lists its product as uncharacterized. Bases 1 to 1935 code for a protein of 644 amino acids. The transcript has 4 exons. The record is from RefSeq and is a predicted model, not a curated record. Lineage: Eukaryota; Fungi; Ascomycota; Lecanoromycetes; Lecanorales; Ramalinaceae.